AUGCUGAUGCACGAGAAACUCAUGGCCGGGCAGUUCUUCGAUCUCAAGACUGAUCGCAAGCCAAUGCUACAUCAUCAUCACCACCAUCAGCAUCAUCAUCAUCAGCUGCAACACAGCCAAUUGCAGCAGUCGCAAGCGCUGCCAAAAAUGGAUUUGUAUGCCGCCUAUGCCUAUCAGCAACAGUUGCUUGGCAGCGCUGCCGCAGCGGCUGCUCUCAGUCAGCAACAGCAACAACAGCAGCCAGCCGUUGAGGUGUUGGACUUGUCGCGUCGCUGCGACAGCGUGGAGACGCCACGCAAGACGCCUUCGCCGUAUCAGACCAACUACAGUUAUGGCAGCGGCUCGCCCGCCGCCUCGCCCACAGCAGGAAUCCCCAGCAAUCUGUUGUACUCUGCCCAAGCAGCAGUUGCCCAACAACAACAGCAGCAGCAGCAGCAACAGCAGCAGCAACAACAACAGCAGCUGGCCACACUCUAUCCUGCCUUGUACUAUGGCGUCAAGCAGGAGCCCAGCCAGUCGUCCACAGCCAAGUCAACAGCCACAGCCACCGCCACCGCAAGUUUGCUGCAAACGUUUGCUGCCGCUUCGGCUGCAGCAGCAGCAGCGGCUGCUGCCUCGGCGGGUGCGUUGCCAUUGUCGCCACGUCCCGCCAGCAAUGCGAGCACCAUGCAAAUCGAUGUGCUCGAACCGCCGCAAUCGCCUCCAGCGCCAACCAGCACCAACAACAACAGCAACAGCAACACAAGCACACCAACCAGCAGCACAACAGCAACAUCGCUGGCAAACAACAACAACACAGCAACUGUGGCUGCCGAUUGCAAGAGCACACGUCCCUUCAAGGCCUUUCCACGUGAUCCACUGGUGAUUGCGGCCAACUUCGCUGCCACCGAUGUGCUGCUCGAUAAUCCCCGCGUGGAACGCUACACGGAGUAUCGCAAGCGUGUGCUCGAGCAAAUCCGCAGCUCCAAUGGCGGCUCACGCACCGUGACGAACCCCAAGAUGCGACGCACCAACUCUCGCAGCGGCAGCGUCAACGAGGGCAGCUCCUCGAACAACAACAGCGAGAGCGAGGAUCGUGCGGCAGCCGAAGAGUCGAGCGAUUGUGAUUCGCAUGCCGGUGGCAACUAUGAGAAGCUGUCGACAAACUCUGGCAACUCUGGCUCAUCGACAACAACAGCGGCUGCUGCAGCGGGCAACUUGAGCGCCAUCAUUGGCGGCGGACCCGGUCAGGUGAAGGAUGCCGCCUACUAUGAGCGACGCCGCAAGAACAAUGCGGCGGCCAAGAAAUCGCGCGAUCGUCGUCGCAUCAAGGAGGAUGAGAUUGCCAUUCGGGCUGCGUACUUGGAGCGUCAGAACAUUGAGUUGUUGUGCCAGAUCGAUGCGCUCAAGGCGCAACUGGCCGCCUUUACCGCCAAGGUGGCAGUCUAA
Molecule: messenger RNA, 1428 nt
Organism: Drosophila albomicans
Lineage: Eukaryota; Metazoa; Arthropoda; Insecta; Diptera; Drosophilidae
Gene: gt
Product: protein giant
Exons: 3
Coding region: 1-1428 (475 amino acids)
Biological process (GO): regulation of transcription by RNA polymerase II
Cellular component (GO): nucleus
Molecular function (GO): DNA-binding transcription factor activity, RNA polymerase II-specific; RNA polymerase II cis-regulatory region sequence-specific DNA binding
Source: RefSeq, a predicted model, not a curated record